ACUUCGCGCGUUUUUCACUGUUUCAAUUGAAAACCUGUCAAAUAGGCAUCAUGCCAUAUUUGUGUACGAUAUUAGACAUUACUUUAGACAUCACUGUAAGUAACGUUAUACGAAUAAUAUAAUCUGAUAACGUAUCCUCAAAAAUAUUAGUUACUCAGUGCCCGCUGAACGUUAACUUAAGAUUUAGCGUUAGCUGGGAGAGGUAACGCUAACGUUAAUGUUAGCUAACAUUAACAGCAGACAUCAUUAAGCUAAUGGAAAUGUAACGUUACUUUUACAUUAACAUUACUGGGAAGCGGGAGUGCUGGUGCUCCCGGAGUAACGUUAACUGUAAACAUACUUAAGCAGUUACUUAAACUCCGGAGCAGUGAGGCAAUACAGGGGACAAAGUUAAAGUUAGAUGUUGAACGUAACUUAAGUUAGCUAGAAAUAGUUUAGCUUAUGUCAAACAUAUGUACAUGAAGUGUCGAAAGUAAGUUAACAUUAGGUUAAUGGUAUUGCCAAACAGGUGAAACAAGGUCAACUUAGCUUGUCAACGGUUAACGUUGGUUAACAUAACUUUAUCAUCACUAACAUUUCGAAAAAUCUGACCAACUAGGUUAACAAAUAACGUUACAUCGACCAUCACUUAGUUAUAGAAGUUUAUUCCUGUUGAAGAAGCGCUAAGAUUGGCAGGUUGAUGUGUGCAAUUGGCCUUUACAGCCAUUUUAAAGACAGCAGAGGCCAAGUGACAGUAAAGCUGAUCCCCGGAAGGAAGAAUGGGACCGGGACAGAACUCACAGUUGGAGAAAGUAAUUGAUGAGGCGUUAAAGAGUGGAGAUGUCCAAGCUCUAGAUGUAUUCUUGCAAAGGGACAUCUAUGAGGGGACCCCCAUAAAAUGUUCCCAACAGUUUCUUUCAAAAUUGGAUAAACUUGUCAGCAGGAGUUUGGAUCAAAAUAAUACCAAAUCAGCGAGUUUGGGUCUUACAAUCCUCUACAAGUGUGGGAAAAACCUGGAACUACCUGGUUGUUGUCAAGGGCUGUCAGGAAUAAUAGCUCAAGGCCUGCUGAAAAAGAUGGUGCAUUGGUUUGAGAAAUGCAGGCAACUGUGGAUCCAGUGUGGCCCACAGUGGGAUGAGAUCUUGUUCAACCUCUCUGAGGACUUCUUUGAUGCCUUAAUGGUGGUCCAUGAUGCAGGCAAGGAAGGAGCAUACAAAAUCACAGAGUCCUUCCUGUAUCCUGUUGGUCAUUUGGCAGUAGACCCCAGAAUCUAUAUCCUGAUCCAAAAAGAGGCAAUUCGUAAAUUUAACUUAAUGCUGGACAAAAUCCCAGUGGAGCUGAAGAAAAAGAGGAAACUCUUAACAUCACAGGAUGCCUCAGAUAUUAUGACCAAGCUGGCUGGUCAAAUAUUGGAGGCAGGUGAUUACGACUUGCAGAUAGCCCUGAUGGAGGCAUUGUGCAGAAUGGCCACUCCUGACCAGAGGAAGGAGCUGGCGGAUCGAUGGUUCAGCAUGGAACAUGUGGCCAGCGCCUUUGUCAAGAUUUGUGAUUCCGAGUUUGAGACGGAUUGUCGCAAGUUUCUGAACUUGGUGAAUGGGAUGCAGGGAGACAAGAGAAGAGUGUAUUCCUACCCUUGUUUGGAGGUCUAUCUGGACAAGUAUGAGCUGCUGAUGCCCGCUGAUGAGAAGCUGGAAGAAUACUGGAUAGACUUCAACCUUGGCAGCCACAGCCUCUCCUUUUACUUCUCUUUGACUGAUGAAGAAGCGCGGGAGGGCCAGUGGGAAACGAUAUGCAUCAACGAGAAUGAAGUCCAAAGCUACACUGUUACAGAGGAAGGCCGGAGGCAAGUCUUGCAGUUAAAGCUGUCAGAGGUGGUGGUCGUGGGUGCGGUGGAAGGAUCAAGUCUUACCAUCCACUUCAGCUCCUCCCUGGACGUCAUGCAGGCUGCUCGUAGCGUCUAUGGCCACAGCAAAAACAAAGGCUUUGUGGGAAAGACAGGCACAUCUGUAGUGAAGACUACAGUAAAAAUUAUAAUGGAAGAGAACAGCUGCCAGGUUGUUCCGGAGAGUCAGGUGUCCCUUGGAGACAGUGAGAAAAAUACUGCCCCCUACUGUUUAUCUGUCUCAUCUGCACCUGUACAGAUGGUGACCCCAGCCAAGAUGAGGAUUUCAGAGUCUACCACCUUCAACAGCAGUGUGCGUGGUGACGGUUCCCUUUCUGCUGUGAUGCUAUCCAACACUCCUGCCAGGGUUAAAGGGAAGCCAUCUCUGGAGAUGGUUCGUUCAUGUGAUAAGCAAGGGGAAUUUUACCUGGGAGAGCUAAGGACGACCACUAAGACCUGCAGUCAUGGCACAACACCUAACAGCGCAACAGCAGGUGGCAUGUUAGAGCAGAGCACGGCUUCCAAACAGACCAGUAAGGAUAAGGUUGGCAAACACAAAAAGAACAUACCAGUGGAAAAAGCAGCCGAUAUAGUUCUUGCUGGACAGGGAGAAGAACAGGCUCUGGAGCAAACUUUUGUGCCUGACACCCAACCCAGAACCGGAAGAAACAUAUCUUCUAACUGGAGCAAACUGUCAGUUUCUGAAAUGCUAACGAUGCCCACACAGAAAAUCAAUUCUCUGCCAAGACCUGAGCCUCGUCCAUGUUCUGCACAACAGCAGGAGCACCUGUCCUCAACACAGCGAUUGUCAGUUCCAGUCCUCGGCCCAAUCAGCGAAAAGCAACUCAAUACCAAACUCACACAGCGCCUGCGGCAGGUCCUCCGUGAGAGGAACCAAGAUCCUGCACCUCAGGAGCCUGCUGCACCCCAGAGAAAAAUGUUGGGCAUCACAGAGGACUCUAAAGGCAGAAACUCUGUGGACUGGUGUGCUUCCACAGUGUGCACUCCGAAAGAGCAGCCGGCCCAGAGUAAUGGCCCGGCUGAAAGCAAAGGCCUGAUGUCAAUGGAGGCAGAUGCUGCUCUAAUCAAAGGUCCAGCCAAGGUCUCCACAACCAAAUCUCUGCAGCAGCAAAAACCACCUAACAUUAAGGGUGAAACAAACCUGUCAAGCAAAAUUAAGAGAGAUGCAGAGGUUGCGGGCAGCAUGGUGAAGCUCAUCUCUAGUCGCUAUGAGAUUAACUCCCAGUCCACAGCAAAAUAUACUGCAGGAAAAAUCCCUCCGAGCUGGAGUCCUCCUAUUGUCAACAGGCCGACCUUCAAUAUGAGCUGGUUAUCAACUGCUAAAAGAGAUGUAUCUGGAGCAGUAAGCCUAAUGAAAUCCUACAGCAAAACCACAACAAGUUCUAUGAGGCAGAGAAAAGAUAUAUUUGCAUUUAACAUUGAUGUACCAUUGAGCAUUGAGGGAAAGGACAAAACCUUCACUAACACUUCUGCCACAUCGAGCAGUGGCAUCCAUGACUCAGUACCCCUCAACAAGACCAAGGAAGGACAACCUGUGGCAAAAGAGAAGCGGCAUGUGAAGAAGCAUCUGUUCAGUGACACAGACACAGACCAUGCCAUGACAGACGUCAGCUGGCUGAGGGAGUCGAGCAGGAAACCCAAACCCAAAGUUACCAAAUACUCCAGGCAGGCGCCUAUCAAACCGAAAGCUGUGUCACCUCAUACUUCAUAUGAAUCCCCGGAUUUACCCCCACCCUCUCAAAAACCUGUAAACUGCAAUACCAAACGCAGUAAGAAGAAGCCUGGUGUGAAGGAGAGAGUGGAGCAGCCAAAGAAGACUGUGAAGCCAGUGGCAGCAGGCAGGAGGCCCCAGAGAGCAGCAGCUGCCUCAACCAAGAGCUACAGGGAGCCAGACACCGAUGACAGCCAGUCAGAAUCAGAGACGCCUCUUGUUCCCAAGCACUCCUCCACUAAUCAUCUGGAGAAUGCUGAGAAAUCUCACGAGGCUGCUCAAGUUAUAAAUAAAAAGACUGCCAGCAAACAACCAACCAAAAGUGAUGUGAAGCUAGAGAGCAGCAAUCAUAGCAGCCAGUCGGAGUCAGAGGAGCCACCCACGUCCAAGGUAGAGGAAUGUUUUGUUGGCCAGCAGGGGAAAAAUGAGAAGACCCGUUCAGAGGUUCCAGAGGUAAAGAAGAGAAAAAACACCUCCUCUGAGCAAUCCACAGAUACAUACAAGAGACUGGACAGAAACAACCAGUCAGAUCUAAAAAAGCCAUCUGGUCUCAAGCGGCAGAGGCCUGAGAAAGUUGUUCCAGAAACGUCGAGGUUAAAUAAGAAAAAUGACGUCCCUGCUCAAGAACACACGGCUGCAUUGAAGGAUUCCUGGGCCGCCCGCCAGACCUCGUUUUGUCCAUCCCCUCCUUCCAUUGAGAGGAUGAGAUCUGCUGAGAGGUCAGCCCCAACCUCUGGGUUGACCUGCUUCCCUCUGCUCACCCCGCGGGGAUCUCCACUCCCUCCUUCCCCUGACCCUCUCUGCCAGGACACCCCCUCGCCAAUCCUGCUGCUCCCCAAACCUCGCUCUACGGUCAGCAGUACAGGAAACUUCAAGACUCCCUCUUUCUACAGUGCAGAAAAGAAGUGCAGCUCAUCCAAGACUCUGUCCAUCCGGUCUGUUCCCUCUCUCCCUUCACUGACCCCUAUAGGUCAAACCCCUGCACUCGGGGCUCCCACUGGACCUAGUGCAGCAGAGAUAAGUCCAGUCCAGCAUGGCCUACCUUCCCCAUCUCAAUCUCCUUUGUCUCCGUCCACUGUCCCUCUGUUGACAUCCACACUUCUUGAGCUACACAAGCCGUCCAUGCCCUCUGCUCCUCAGUCACCGUUCCCUGAAGACACCGCCGACCAUGGCCGCAAUUAUGGCUUUAGUAAAGUGUCUUCAGUAUCACUGAGCCAGUCUACUAAGUCAUCAGUACUCACUACUAGAGUUGAGGACAGCCCCACUGCUGCCAUGGCCGUCUUUCAUAAAAAAGAGAAAACACCACCUUCAGACCAAGGCCUAAAGCCUGCAGAGCUUCAUAUGUCAGGACCCAGUCGCAAGCGACAAAACUUCUCGUCCAGUAAUUCCGAGGAAGAUGAGAAGGAAGAGAGGAAGAAAAGCAAACUUAGAGAGCAGCGUUCUCCUCGGAUGAAACCGAGGAAGUUAUUCAAGUCCUGUAUGACAUGUCCUGUCACUGAGGUGUCUGCUGAGGGAGAGGUGAGCCGGGUGAUAGACGUCGACAUAGACGAGGAUUUGGAGUUGCCAAAAAUUGCUGUAAACCCGAGAGACCUGUGCCAGCAAUUCAGCUCUGAGCUAAAGAAGAAGUUCCAGAAUCGUUACAAGAUGAUGGAGGUUUACAACAAGCAGUCUUUGAAGACCGUCCAGCAACAUGUCACCUCCCUCAACAUGCAAGUUUCCAAAUACAGGACUCAGAGGCUUGAACAGGUUCAGGAGGUCCUCUUGGAAGAAAUCCACAAGUUAGAGCAGGAUGACUCUGUGCUGAAAAACAUGGAGAAAGACCUGACUUUGUACUGGAAAAAGCAGACCAUGGCAUUCCGUUCUUACCAGGAGCUGGAAACCAGGAGAAAUGAGACCCUGAAGAAAGCCCUCCAGACUAACGCGUGUCAUAGCUUGGAGUACGAGGAGAGAAUCUUCACAUCCCAGAUGUGCCUGAUAAGAAAAGACAUGAAGUCAGUUCAGGACAGACUCCUCAGUCAGAUGCAAGAGGGGGAGCUCGAGAGUGUGAAGAGAGGUCUGCAUGCUUUGUUUUUCCCCUGAUGGAGCCAGAUUUAGAAUUGAACAAAGUCCCGGCAAAGGUCACAACAUUAUAGACAAGGUGGUGUAUUUCACCACAUGAUACACACUGUGCUGUGUACUUCAGCUCUGCUGAUUUCAUUUCAAAGUGAUUGCCUGAAGUGUUUUCCUGGUUCUGCUUUUAUUGAAUGUGGAUGUGUUAGGUUUAUUCUGACCUGGAUGUGUUGUUGCCAUGUUUGUUUUUAUUAGUUUUAAAUAUUAAAUUAUUCUGAUAUUUAUUAUUUGACAUUUAUAAAUUCAAUCAUUUUUAGUGUUCUUUGACAGUAAUUAGAGCCAAUACGCUUUUUUCCAUGUCUUAUUUUCUUGGCUCUGUUUUUAAUAAUAAAAUCCAAUUUAUUCAUGUAAGUUAGUUAAGUACUGCAACACGGCCAGCUAAACAUUUAAAAUGUUACAUCUAUCAGCUGUUUUUAAAUUCCUCUUAAACUUUGAUUCUUAAUUCAAAAUAAAAAGUGUUUAAAAAAUGA
This is a messenger RNA of Micropterus dolomieu (smallmouth bass), 6172 nucleotides long. It is a transcript of the gene sycp2, whose product is annotated as synaptonemal complex protein 2. NCBI's taxonomy places the organism in Eukaryota, Metazoa, Chordata, Actinopteri, Centrarchiformes, Centrarchidae. The record is from RefSeq and is a predicted model, not a curated record. The coding region runs from base 759 to 5672 and encodes 1637 amino acids. The transcript is spliced from 46 exons.